Molecule: messenger RNA, 1317 nt
Organism: Dreissena polymorpha
Lineage: Eukaryota; Metazoa; Mollusca; Bivalvia; Myida; Dreissenidae
Exons: 2
Coding region: 57-1025 (322 amino acids)
Molecular function (GO): protein binding
Source: RefSeq, a predicted model, not a curated record
UGUCUGAAUAAAAGGUGAACACGUAGUCAUUCUCGAAGAACGCGCUCAUUUCUAAAAUGAGGACCAUACUGUCAGUUUGGGGAAUUUCAGUUUUGUUCGUAUUUAUACAUGUUUCUGCGGUCACAGAGGAGGAGUUUAAAAUUUUGCUUGACCGACUAUCUGUACUCGAGGAAAAACACGCACUUUCAGACAAACGAAUCGCCGCGCUUGAGACGGAAAAUAAGUUGUCACAUGAAAGAAUCGCCGUCUUAGACAAAUACAAGACGUGGUCCGACAAAAGAAUCGCUUUGCUGGAAAGAAAAAAAGCAUUGUGUAACAUAAGAAAAGAUGCGCACGAUACUGUAAAGAAACUGUAUGCAAAAAAAGACGACGCGUUUGAAACCCACAAGAUAUUUCUUGACAAAAUCACCACAAUGCAUGGAUACGACACGACUUUGUCUGACGUGGUAGGCGGCUCGCUGGAAAAAGACAAAAUACUGUCUGACAGAAAAAUCCUCGCGCUUAAGCAAGACUAUGCAGUAUCACCUAACCGGAUUGGUAAAGAUGAUGGAAACACUGCUGAAGUUGACAUUACGAAUAGACAAAGCAAUGUUCCUAAGUUUCAACAAAGGCGAUUUGUUGCAGAAGGGAUUGUUGCAUUUUCUGCAAUGAAAACAGCAACUCAAGAGCAUAUCGGCAUUAAUCAGAACAUCAUAUUUGGUCAGGUCCUCACGAAUGAAGGAGGCGGGUUCCAUCCCAAUCACGGUGUAUUCACUGCUCCGCAAUCCGGCGUGUACGUGUUCUCAUCAUCAAUUUUGACUUUCGCAAAUGGUGAGUAUCAUGCUGCCAUAGUUCAUAACGGAAACAUUGUCACGCACAUUUACGGUGGCGGAGACAGUGGGAGACACGACCAAGGCAGCCAGACGGUUGUCAUAAAGCUGAAUGCUGGGGAUGAAGUUGCUGUUCAAAAUGUUGACAAACCAGAUAAUAACAUUUGGGGCGACUUGUAUUCGUCAUUCAGUGGCUUUUUACUAUGGCCACAAUAAUGCAGUGUUACUGGUUUUUCAUAACAACUGUAGACCUAUACGUUUACCAAUGAAAAUCAAACUAAAGUAAUCCCUCUGAGUUUUCGUACACUAAAAAUAUUUUGUUUCGUGAUUGCAUUUAUAGAAAAACGAACAUACGCCAAAAAUAUAGCGUUUAAAAAUAAUGAGGCAAUUUAUCGUUAUUUCGAUUUUCUUGACGUUCGGAUAUAUGUUUAACGCUAUCUACCUGUGAAUUAGCAUUUAUAAUGUAUUAUAACUGAUAUUAUUGACCUCAAAUAAAUUGUGGACAUAA